Contarinia nasturtii (swede midge) is the source of this 2515-nucleotide messenger RNA. RefSeq lists its product as uncharacterized. The transcript is spliced from 4 exons. Bases 1265 to 2473 code for a protein of 402 amino acids. The record is from RefSeq and is a predicted model, not a curated record. NCBI's taxonomy places the organism in Eukaryota, Metazoa, Arthropoda, Insecta, Diptera, Cecidomyiidae.
AACUCUGACAGAUAAGUUUUUGAUGUCACAUUUGUGUAUGAUCUCUGUUUAUCAGUCAAUUAUAAGACGAUUGUUUCUUUUAUUAAAAAAAAAAAACAGAUAAUGGAGAACAAACCAAACUACGACAUUGUGAUAAGCUCAGAAACGAUGACUAAGAUUGUUUCCUACAAAUAUGAUUUGUGUGCCAAAAAAGCGACAUCCGGAUGUUAUUUGAUGGAAAGCCUGAAUGCAAGCCAGUCUCAACUUAAUCAAAUGACGACUACGGAAGAAUUAGUAACACUUUUGCUGCUUACCAAAAAACCCAUGAUAUUUGCAGAGAGCGAAAUUAGAGGAGAUGGUUCUGAUUGGAAUGAAAUGGAAUUGCAAAUUUUGGGUGAAUUGGGAAUUGCGAUGAAUGUUGAGAUUUACGACAAUGGCGUCUGGGAACCAAGAAAUUCAAACUUUUCUACACACGUUCCACCACUGAAUGGGACAUUACUGUUUAUUCCCGGUCCAUUGCUCGAUCAAGUUUGUCCGGACUUGAAAGAGGUUACUUCUGGAAAUAAUAUCGAUCAAGAUAAAUACAAUCUACUGAUUGAGAGAAGAUUGAUGCCACUGCUUUAUUAUGCCAACGAAAAUGCAAAGAAAGAAAACAUGCUCGCAUUGAUAACAUGCCCUGGUGUGGGAUGUGGUGCAUUUGCAGGCCGAUUUUGUGGACAAAUGGGAGAACAUUUGAAUCAAGCAUUGCAGUACAUUUUGAAAAAACAUGCCCAUAAUUUCGAUAAUAUCGCUUGUGUGUACUUCGAUCCAUUCAGCGAAUGUUCAAAUGAAUCGCAUCAAUUUGUAAACGUCAAAUAUCGCAUACGACCAGAGUUACAAAAUCCCGAUAUGUCUCAAUUGUGUAAUCCCAAACAAUACGAAGAAUCUGGAGAUAAUUUUUCGAACUGCAAAUUGUUCAAAAUCGUUGCUUGGGAUCAUGCGUCUUUUCCGGGCAAUGAUUAUUUUGCGGGGUCCAGAUAUACCGACGAUGGCGUUUCUGCAGCGGCCACGAAUUCAAUGGAAGUGAUAACAGGAAUCAAAGGAAGGUACCAUAAAGGCCAUUAUUUGCCACCCAAAGGGAAUAGAAAUUGGAAAGAGCACAAAAGACGUCACUCAAAAUAAUAUAUUUAAAAGAGCCGCCUCCUUGUUGAAUUUGACAGCACACAUACCACUGGACAUUUUAUUCCAAUGAACUUUUAAUAUAAUCGUAAGUAAUGUGACAGCACUGUUUACUCUAAAAUUUGUUAUGUUUACUAGACAACUACUAUCGAGAACUUUUCAAAGGGAAGUAGGUUUGGUUCAUUUAAAAAAGAAUAAAAAGUGGGUUGCUGUGAUACAUCACACAUAUAGAGAAAUGGAAAACAAACCCAAGUACGACAUUGUAUUGGGACAAGAAUCUUUGAAUAACAUUGUUUCCUACAAAAAUGAUCUGUGUACCAAUAAAAUUGCGCCUGGAACUAAUUUGAUGGGAGUUCUGAACGCAAGCCAAUCUCAACUUAAUCAAAUGACCACCGAAGAAUUCGUAACACUUUUGUUGUUGACCAAAAAACCAAUGAUUUUUGCGGGAGAUGCGAAUAAAGAUGGUGGUUGUGAUUGGAAUGAACUGGAAUUACAAAUUUUGGGCGACUUAGGUAUUGCGAUGAAUGUUGAGAUUUACGACAAUGGAGUUUGGUCACCAAGAAAUUCUAGUUUUUGUACUCAUAAUCCACCAUUGAAUGGAACAUUACUGUUUAUUCCCGGUGCAUUGCUUGAGCAAGUUAGUCCGGACUUGAAAGAGGUAACUUCUGGAAAUAACAUCGAUCAAGAUAAAUACAAUCGUCUGAUUGAGAGAAGAUUGAUGCCACUGCUUUAUUAUGCCAAUGAAAAAGCAAAGCAAGAAAAUGUGCGUGCCUUAAUUACAUGUCCUGCUGUAGGAUGCGGCGCAUUUGCAGGCCGAUUUCGUGGACAAAUGGGAGAACAUUUGAAUCAAGCAUUGCAGUACAUUUUGACAAAACAUGCUCACAAUUUCGAUAAUAUCGCUUGCGUAUUCUUCGGGCCUCACAGUGAAUGUUCAAAUGAAUCGCAUCAAUUUGAAAACGUCAAAUAUCGCAUACGGCCUGAGCUACAAAAUCCCAAUAAGUCGCAACUGUGUAAUCCCAAACAAUACGAAGAAUCUGGAGAUAAUUUUUCGAACUGCAAAUUGUUUAAAAUCGUUGCUUGGGACCAUUUAUCGUUUCCGGGAAAUUUAUAUUUUGUAGGGUCUAGAAACACUGACGAUGGCGUUUCUGCAGCGGCCACGAACUCGAUGCAAAUCAUAACAGGAAUCAAAGGAAGAUAUGAUAGAGGCCAUUAUUUACCUCCCGAAGGGUAUGACGAUUGGGAACAGGUUGUGGAGAAAAAUAAAAUUACUUUGCUAGCAAGAAAUAACGUGAAAAUUAUAACUGCAAAUGGAUCAUUGAUUGAUUUAAAAGUUUGAAUUUAUUUUGAUUUUUUUUACUUAAAAAUAAAUAUUGGAAAU